CACGACAUACGUUUGCCGCCACGCGACCGGUCCGCACGUAGUCCAGAAUAUACGCACUCUCAACUUGCUCUUACUUUUGCGUCUAAGUUCAAGUCCAUCCACUAUCCUAGUAAUUUUAAUCAGCGUUCAUAAUUAUUACCACCAUAUCCAAGUGCCUCGGACGUGCUUUCAUUUUUUAAAAAUUUUAAAAAAUACAUAUCAACUAUUUGUGACCGUUCCCAUACGUGUUAAGUGUGAACUGAAGUGUUGAUUAAUUUUAUUGGUCAAGAAAAAAUAUAAAAUGUGGCGUGUAGUGGUAGCAAGAUCAGAUGACAACAGCACUCUGCUGUCAUCAGAAAUAUCAACGAGCACAGUGGGACCGGGUCAUCAUCUGUCAAGUAUACCUGGACCACCAGCAGGUCAUCAUUAUUAUCCGACUUAUCCACCACCACCUCCCCCACCGCCACCUCAUCACGCGUAUCAACCUCAGCAUGACAUGCGCCAUGAUAUGAGACCUGAUCCUCAUCUCAGACCUGAGCUAAGACACCAAGAGAUGCUGAGACCUGAUUUACAUCAUCGGCAGGAUAUGAGGAAUGACAGUAUGAGACAAGACAUGAGAAAUGACAGCAUGAGACAGGACAUGAGACACGAUUUGAAUGUUCAGGGCCACCAUGGAGACUUAAAUGCUGGUGGAAUGAGACAACAGAGCCAACAUGAUUUAACUGAGCUGAGACCUAGUCACGAAUUGCCGGAACUUAAAAUUGACGGACCGGAAUUGAGGAGUCGGAGUGAUUCCCAGCAGCAACAACAGCAGCAAGGGCAUCAGCAGAGAAAUUUAAAGAGGACUAUGAGUGACUCUGAUUGUGAUGACGUUUUUUCAGAAGAAAGUGGCAAAGAACCUUGCAAUUCACCUGGUGGUGAUUCUUGUCAGCACACAUCCCGCAAGCGUAGACGUGGAAUGAUUGAAAAGAAGCGACGUGAUAGAAUAAAUGCAUCUCUUGGUGAAUUACGGCGUUUAGUACCAGCGGCCGCGCGUGAUCCACACUCGGGAAAACUCGAGAAAGCCGAAAUACUACAGCUAACUGUUGAACAUCUGAGGACCUUGAGAAAUAAAGGUCCAGAGGGUUAUGACACAACAAAAUUGGCGAUGGAUUACCACGCAGUGGGGUGGGGCGAGUGCGCCGCUGAAGUUGGACGUUAUCUGGUGACAAUGGAAGGCCUUGAUGAACGUGAUCCUCUGAGAUUACGUUUGCUGUCUCAUCUGCAGAGUUUUCAUCGUGAGCACCCGCCUAGUAAUACAUCAUCGAUUCCACCUACUGGUUCAAUCACCGCGACGUCAACCGGAUCUGUUAAUUAUGAAGGAAUGACUGGGGGUAAUGGAAUGCCGCCAGGUACUGGAGUACCUCCGCUCAUUGGAGGGGGUGCGAUCGGCUGGGGACAAUAUCCUGGUCAGUAUCCCCAGCAGCAGCACGGAAAACCUUAUCGACCUUGGGGUGCUGAGUUGGCUUACUAAUAACAAUAAUCAUAAUAAUUAUUAUUAUUGUUGCUGUUACAUGAAAAAAUUUGAGGAGAGAAAGCCAGUGAAUAAACAGCGGAUGGUUUAUUUAUUUAAUCCUCUUUAAAAUUUACUCCAUUCGGAUUUUAAUAAAAUCCAGAUCACUCUGAAAUUACUCCGCUGAUAAAACUCCGAAACUCUCAGUAACGGAGUGAAUUUGAAUUCAAAUAAAAUUCGAAUUUCCCUCAAAUUUUUUUCAGUGCGUCUUCGUACAAAAUCUGCUACCAAUAGCACGUGUAUAUAUUUAAUUAUUUUUUAAGAGUGAUAAUAAUUUUUUAGUCAUAACUUGUACCUAAGUGUGGAGAUUUUUUAUUUUAUUUUAAUUUAAUUAUUAUUAGUAUUAUCUAUAAUUUAUUGUCAGUAAUGAGACUCUUGUACAGUGUAAUUAAUUAUAAUUUUUUUUGUAAAUAUUUAUGUGAGUCUCCGGAUUAAUUUUAAAUAAAUUAUAUAAAUAUAAAUAUAUUUAUAGAGAAUA
This is a messenger RNA of Microplitis demolitor, 2009 nucleotides long. It is a transcript of the gene Hey, whose product is annotated as hairy/enhancer-of-split related with YRPW motif protein 1. The record is from RefSeq and is a predicted model, not a curated record. Gene Ontology annotation, cellular component: nucleus. Gene Ontology annotation, molecular function: DNA-binding transcription factor activity, RNA polymerase II-specific; RNA polymerase II cis-regulatory region sequence-specific DNA binding; protein dimerization activity. NCBI's taxonomy places the organism in Eukaryota, Metazoa, Arthropoda, Insecta, Hymenoptera, Braconidae. Gene Ontology annotation, biological process: anterior/posterior pattern specification; regulation of neurogenesis; regulation of transcription by RNA polymerase II. The transcript is spliced from 3 exons. Bases 281 to 1492 code for a protein of 403 amino acids.